Messenger RNA from Elgaria multicarinata webbii, 2890 nucleotides. It is a transcript of the gene FRK, whose product is annotated as fyn related Src family tyrosine kinase. Bases 165 to 1787 code for a protein of 540 amino acids. The record is from RefSeq and is a predicted model, not a curated record. Gene Ontology annotation, cellular component: extrinsic component of cytoplasmic side of plasma membrane. Gene Ontology annotation, biological process: innate immune response; cell surface receptor protein tyrosine kinase signaling pathway; protein phosphorylation. Gene Ontology annotation, molecular function: non-membrane spanning protein tyrosine kinase activity; signaling receptor binding; ATP binding. Lineage: Eukaryota; Metazoa; Chordata; Lepidosauria; Squamata; Anguidae. The transcript is spliced from 8 exons.
GACAGGCGUGUGGUUGUUUUUGCUUUUUGUACCCUAAAAAAAUUGGGAUUUUGAAAUGUUAAAAUGACACUUAAUGAAAAAACUAUGUUUAAAGUAUUUAUGAAUGCUUAAGGUUAGGCAAAGGAGGCUGAAGGAAUACAAGCCACAAAGGAGGAGGGAGCAGCAUGGGGAACUGCUGUCGGAAGAGUUGUGCUUGCCUAGAACCCUACAUACCUUGGCUUUUUGAAGCGUGUGACUGUGGGUCAGGAGAUAAGCCUGGCCAAACGAUCUGCAACACUUCUGUGAUAGAAAAAGAUUCCCAGGUUCGCCACUCCUCUGUAGGAGAUUGCAGCAAAACUGUACUGGGCAGAACCAAAGAAAAAGACCUGCCUCCUCUUCCUCCAUCGGAGCAGACUCGCAAAUUUGUGGCCCUGUUUGAUUUCCAAGCCCGUACGGAGGAAGACCUGAGCUUCCGAACUGGAGAUAAACUUGAAGUGCUGGACACCUCUCAAGGGAGUUGGUGGAUUGCGAAACGGCUUGUGGAGAAUGGUUUUACCAAGCCUGGACAGAAACGACAAGGCUACAUCCCAGCCAACUAUGUUGCCCCUGACCAGAGUAUUGAAGCUGAAGCGUGGUUUUUUGGUGCUAUGAAACGAGCAGAUGCCGAGAAACAACUGUUGUACCCUGAUAACCAGGCGGGAGCUUUCCUAAUCAGAGAAAGUGAAAGUCAAAAAGGCGAAUUCUCACUUUCAGUGCUGGAUGAAAAAAUUGCGAAGCACUACCGAAUCAAGCGGUUGGACAAAGGCGGCUUUUUUGUGACCAGAAGGAAACCUUUUCAAACUCUGAACGCUUUAGUCAGACACUACAGUACUUCCAGUGAUGGGUUGUGUGUAAAGCUUGGGAAGCCAUGUAUAAAGACAGAAGUCCCAGCUCCUCUUGAUUUGUCUUACCAAACCGUAGAUCAGUGGGAGAUAGACCGAAGUUCUCUGCAGCUCUUGAAAAGAUUGGGUUCUGGCCAGUUUGGCGAGGUCUGGGAAGGAUUAUGGAAUAAUACCACACCAGUGGCAAUUAAAACACUAAAACCAGGGUCAAUGGAUCCAAAGGACUUCCUGAGGGAAGCACAGAUUAUGAAGAAUCUGAGACACCCAAAGCUUAUACAGCUGUAUGCUGUUUGCACUUUAGAGGAUCCAAUUUAUAUUAUUACAGAACUGAUGAGACAUGGAAGUCUGCUAGAAUACCUCCAAAAUGAUAGCGGUUUGAGGAUCCAUUUGCCCCAACAGGUGGACAUGGCAGCUCAAGUUGCUUCAGGAAUGGCUUAUCUUGAGUCUCAGAACUACAUUCACCGUGAUUUGGCAGCCAGAAAUGUCCUUGUUGGUGAACACAAUGUUUACAAAGUGGCAGAUUUUGGACUUGCACGGGUUUUUAAGCUAGAAAAUGAAAAUGUAUAUGAAGCCAAACAUGAAACAAAACUACCUGUGAAGUGGACAGCUCCUGAAGCCAUCCGUUCCAAUAAGUUUAGCAUUAAAUCUGAUGUCUGGUCAUUUGGAGUACUCCUUUUUGAAAUAAUCACAUAUGGAAAGAUGCCUUAUGCAGGUUUGAUGGGUUUUCAAGUACUCCAGAAACUGGAUCAAGGAUACAGAAUCCCCCAACCAGCUAACUGUCCUCAAGAGCUGUACAACAUCAUGCUACAGUGUUGGAAUGUCGAACCCAAAGAUCGCCCAACCUUUGAAACAUUGCACUGGAGUCUGGAAGAUUAUUAUGACAUGGAUUCGUCAUCCUAUGCAGAUGCAAAUGCUUUUAUACAAUGAGCCACAAAUGUUUCCUACUGAUAAUUGAAUUAAAAAAUAUUCUCCCCUGCCCCCAAAACACACAACAUCCCUUUAGCAAAUAUGUUCCAUUAUCUUUAAAUGUCAACUAGUAAAACAUAAAUGCACAACACAGAGGACUCAACUAUGUAUAUAAGUCUAACAUCUUCACAGUCAAUCCAUGCUUUAGGAACAUAGGGAGCUGCCAUAAACUGAAUCAGGCCAUUGGUCCAUCUAGCCCAAUAUUAUUGAUACUGACUGGCAGAGACUCUCCAGGGUUUCUAGUAGGAUUCUUUCCUAGCCCUACCUUGGGAUACCUAGGAUGGAAUCUGGGACCUUCUACAUGCAAAACAUGUGCAUUAUCCCUGAGUUAAAGCCCUUAGAUGAAGCAGACUCUUGUCUGUGAGAGCAAUAUGUUUCUUAGGUUGCCACUUUGGGGAUAGGGUUCAGCACUUUGGAUAGUUCCUUUAGAGUUGUGGCUGGUUCUGACUGAAACCCAGAAUGGAUAAAAAGCCCCACUGAAAUUGGAGUCACCAGCCUCUAGUUGCUACGUCCAACUAAGGCAGCUAUUUCUCUGCAAUUUCCACCCAAGUAACUGUGAGCUCAGUCUAACCUCAAAAUAGACAAAUGGGGAGGUUAAAAUAGUGAUGAAUCUUAAGGAAUGCAAGCUUAUUAAAAUCUGUGACAAUACGCCAAGAUCUUGAUGGCAGUAGUUUGUCUUGUAAGAUUAAGCAAACUGAAACCUGCAGAAUUUUUAUCUUUUUGCUGUGCAAUGAAGUUACUUUUCUAUUUAUUAUUUAAACAGGAGAUGGGAAAGAGCACAAAUCAUAAACAGAUAGAUGCUGCACAAUAGGCAUUAUAACAUUGCACUUUUUAUAUAUCGGCCUGGGUUAUUUGUUAGUCUUCAGAUUCCACUGCUUAUCUGCUAAAUCCCAUCAGUUGGUCAUUAUGAAGGAAUUUGAUUGCUGUUGUGCACAGCAGGACCUGUGCAAAAAUACAUAUUUUCUUUCCUGUUCUUUCUCUAAAUACCCUGUGGCUACAAUUUUGGCAAUGAUGCACUAAAGGUCUUUGUUCUACAUGGAGCGGAUGGAUAUAUGCUUCAGAGA